CUCCAACUCGUGUUCCAAUUUCAAGACCAUCCUCACCUCUCAAUCUUAUUCCAUCAAUUUUCCUCUCUCUUACCAUUUGGAAACAAAACAGCAACUAUCCAAACAGGCAAUUCAAUUCAAUUUAAAGAUCAAAAGUAUCAAUUUCUCUUUCAAAUCUCCCCAAUUUGCAACCUACACACUUUAAUUCGAAUCAUUUUCAACAAUUUUUCAUACUACUAAUAAUCAAUUCGUCACAAAAAUAUUUAACAAACUUCAACUCUAAAUUUCCAGAAUUUUCCUCCAUUUUCAUCUCAUUUUUAAUUUAUUUUGAAGAUUCGACAUCGUUUUUGUGAUUUCUGUUGAAGAUUUUUGAUUCUCGCUUUGCUUUGCAUGAGAAUUCUGUAGAAAUUGUUGUCCGACCUCUUUUUCCAUGGCGAUCUCGGAUUCGCCAGAGACGAUUGUUGCGGCGGCGAUGACGUCGUCGGCGACGACGAAUGAUUACGGAGAAUCCGUUCGCAGGCGAGGGACUGGAACUGGUGGUUCGAGUGUCAGAGCUUCUACUUCUUCGUCUUCAGUGGUGGAAGAUAUGGAAGAUUCGAAGAAGGUUUCGAAUGGCGAAGAUGUUGAUCGAAUUGUUGAUGGCGACAGUAGUAACGGUGAUCGGAUUGUUUCCGAGCAUGUUAGUGGUGGUGAAGAUGAAGGAAAGGUCGUCAAUGGCGGUAGAGUACAGGACUUUGAUACUGCGGUUAAGUACUCGUAUCGGCCGUCUUCUCCGGCUCAUCGGAAGGUUAAGGAGAGUCCUCUUAGCUCCGACGCCAUUUUCAGACAGAGUCACGCUGGUCUCUUCAACCUUUGUGUAGUGGUACUUGUUGCUGUAAACAGCCGGCUUAUCAUUGAAAAUCUCAUGAAGUAUGGAUUGCUUAUACGAGCUGGUUUCUGGUUUAGCUCAAAGUCAUUUAGAGAUUGGCCUCUAUUUAUGUGCUGUCUUUCACUCCCAAUUUUCCCAUUCACUGCUUUCCUGGUAGAAAAGUUGGCACGAAGAAGGCGUAUUUCUGAUCCGGUUGUUGUCCUGCUCCAUAUACUGAUUGCCAUGAUUACCAUCCUAUAUCCAGUUUUUGUAAUACUCAGGUUUGAUUCUGCUGUUCUUUCUGGUGUCACGCUGAUGCUUUUUGCUUGCACCUCGUGGUUAAAGUUGGUAUCAUAUGCACAUACAAACUAUGAUAUGAGAGCAAUUGCCAAAGCAUCUAUUAAGGAGGAUGAACUAAAUGUGGAACUCCCUUAUGAUGUCAGCAUUGAGAGUCUGGUGUACUUCAUGGUUGCUCCAACACUAUGUUACCAGCCAAGCUAUCCUAGAACUGCAUACAUUCGCAAAGGAUGGGUCGCUCGACAAGUAUUAAAAUUGGUGAUAUUUACGGGAGUUAUGGGAUUCAUCGUUGAACAAUAUAUCAAUCCAAUUGUACAAAAUUCACAGCAUCCUCUGAAAGCAAACUUAUUGUAUGCAAUCGAAAGGGUUUUGAAGCUCUCAGUUCCAAAUUUGUACGUGUGGCUAUGCAUGUUCUAUUGCUUUUUCCAUCUUUGGUUAAACAUAUUGGCAGAGCUUCUGACAUUCGGUGACCGUGAGUUUUACAAGGAUUGGUGGAAUGCAAGAUCAUUUGAAGAGUAUUGGAGGAUGUGGAAUAUGCCUGUGCAUAAAUGGAUGGUUCGCCAUGUUUACUUCCCAUGCUUGCGCAACGGAAUACCAAAGGGAGUUGCUGUAUUGAUUGCCUUCCUCAUAUCUGCCAUAUUUCAUGAGCUAUGCAUAGCUGUCCCUUGUCAUAUGUUCAAACUUUGGGCUUUUCUCGGGAUUAUGUUUCAGGUUCCUUUGGUUUUACUUACAAAUUUCCUGCAGAGGAAGUUCCAGAGCUCAAUGGUUGGAAACAUGAUCUUCUGGUUCAUUUUCAGUAUAUUUGGUCAACCGAUGUGUGUUCUCCUUUAUUAUCAUGACCUGAUGAACCGCAUAGGCAAAUCAUCAUGAAGUUUUUGCAACUUUUAAGGAAAAGGCAAUCUAAUUUAUUACGUAAAAGCGAAUAGAAGAAUAGACUCGUAUCCCGCUCAUGCUACAAUGUGGAGAUUGACUACCGUUCCAUUUCAAGACCGCUGUGUAGAUCGAUGUUGUUCCUCGUCUAAUACCUCAUGCCAAGUGAGUCGUAUUUCAUGACUUCGUUUUUCUGUUUGAGCAAUUUUGACACGGAGAUGCAUGCACGCACCCUUGCUAAUACAGAAACAUAGAUGAUGGAUUAUUGAAUUAGGUUUCUGGGAAAAAUUGUACAUGAUGUAAUUUCGUUUCUGUUUCGUUUCAGAAUUUGGUGCUAAUUGAUCAAUCUAAUUCAUCUUUAUCUGAAGAUAUCAUGUAAGAAUCUGGAAUGCUUUACAUUGCUCCAGUUUAUCUUGGGUGCUCACAAUAUAAUUUUUGUCGGUGAUGA
Spinacia oleracea (spinach) is the source of this 2441-nucleotide messenger RNA. Its product is annotated as diacylglycerol O-acyltransferase 1A. The transcript has 16 exons. Gene Ontology annotation, cellular component: chloroplast envelope; endoplasmic reticulum membrane. Bases 410 to 1993 code for a protein of 527 amino acids. Lineage: Eukaryota; Viridiplantae; Streptophyta; Magnoliopsida; Caryophyllales; Amaranthaceae. The record is from RefSeq and is a predicted model, not a curated record. Gene Ontology annotation, biological process: triglyceride biosynthetic process. Gene Ontology annotation, molecular function: diacylglycerol O-acyltransferase activity.